AUGACACGUAGCGGCAACAACGAUGGUGUGUACAUUAUUGGUCUAGGCCACCAGUACCCCGAGCAUGCAAUCAGGCAGGAGGACUUUGAGGGACUCCUUCAGCGUCUAUACCCCGAGCACGUCUCCUUACCAGCUGUGCAAGAGCUUAUUGGCUUCAACACAAAGACGCAAAUCUCUUCCCGUCCAACAAUCUUUGAUUAUACCAAAUGGACCAAAAAGGACGCUACACCACCAACACUCAGUUCAACAUCCCAUGACUUUCGUACCGUAGGCGUCACUCUCGCUGCCUCUGCGUGUAAAAAGGCCAUGCAAGAAGCCAGAACCAUGCCACAAGAGAUUACACACAUUGUUGCCGUGACAUGCACCAACUCUGACAACCCAGGCUACGAUCUCUUUGUGUGCGAGAAACUCGGUCUGGGACCAGACGUCCAGCGCGUUCUUGUCCAGGGCGUGGGUUGCGCAGGAGGAUUGUCAGCAUUGCGCGCAGCAGCUGACAUUGCAGCCGCUGCAUCGCUCAAGAGACGAAAAGCACGAGUCGUUGUUGUCGCAUGCGAGCUUUGUAGUCUCUUCUUUCGGGCAGAGAUGCAAAACAUCUUACAAGGCGGAGACGAGACGCUGCGUAUAGCACCCACCUUGUUCUCUGACGGUGCUGCCGCACUGGUAGUGUGCAACGAACUUGCAUUGGCUCCGUGUCAAAUCCCUGUUUACCAAUUGAGGGAAUGGGCAAGCAUGGUGGCGCCGGGGACGUCCAGCUUCAUGUCAUAUAAUUUUGGGAAAAACGGCUUGAUAGCCACCAUUACGAAAGAUGUUCCGAAAGCAUCAAUUAAUGCUAUUCCGCCGAUUUUCCAACAACUCUGCAACACAUCCAACGUCGCUAUUAGUAAUAGGGUACCGUUGCCUCGGGUUCCAGCAGAAUUUGAUUGGGCAAUUCAUCCCGGGGGUGCUGCCAUCUUGCACGGCGCCAAAGACUCGCUCGGUCUUACUGACGACCACAUCAGAGCCUCUCUCGACGUCUACAAGCGCUAUGGCAACUCUUCGAGCGCAUCUGUACUCAUCGUGCUCGACAAUAUGAGACACUUUGGCCCUGGUAGAGAUGAUGUGGUUGCCGUUAGCUUCGGGCCAGGGUUGACAGUGGAAAUGUGCAUGAUGACGCGAUGCCGCACCUCAGAUCCCCGUAGUAUGUCAGUUCAUCGACGUCAAAGAGCGUCUUCGUUCUGGGCAGCACUGCACUCCAGAUUUUCGAGGAACUCUGCAACACGACAUUGUGGCUCAUAA
Bipolaris maydis ATCC 48331 is the source of this 1275-nucleotide messenger RNA. The record is from RefSeq and is a predicted model, not a curated record. NCBI's taxonomy places the organism in Eukaryota, Fungi, Ascomycota, Dothideomycetes, Pleosporales, Pleosporaceae.